GUCACACUCAAGGAAAUGAAACUUAACUUUGUCAGAGUGUCAGCCACGCUGCAGUCGAGACAAGACUCUGUUUCUCUCUGAAAGAAAAGUCAAACUGACUUCAUCAGGUCUUUCUCAACAACACAGCAGAGUCUCUGCCAAACACUGAUAUGGCUGCUGAAAACUAUCUGCAAUCUGAAGAUCAGUUUCUGUGCUCCAUCUGUCUGGAUGUGUUCACUGAUCCUGUCACCAUUCCAUGUGGACACAACUUCUGCAAGAACUGCAUCACUGAACACUGGAAUACUAAUGACCAGUACCUGUGUCCAAUGUGUGAAGAGGCUUUUACCACAAGACCUGAUUUGAGGGUCAACACAUUGUUCUCUGAGAUGCUUGCUCAGUUCAGACAGUCAGCUCAACAGAAAGCCAGCAGCAGCAGCAGCUCAGAGCAACAAGUGUCCAAACCAGGAGAAGUUCCCUGUGACGUCUGCACUGGAACCAAACUGAAGGCCCUGAAGUCCUGCCUGGUGUGUCUGGUCUCCUACUGCGAGACUCACCUGGAGCCUCAUCUGACAGCGUCCGGCCUGAAAAGACAUCAGCUGAUCGACCCUGUGGAGAACCUGGAAGGCAGGAUGUGUACGAAGCACGAUAAACCUCUGGAGCUGUUCUGCAAGACCGACCAGACAUGUGUCUGCAUGCUCUGCACUGUUUUAGACCACAAGAUGCAUGAUGUUGUUCCACUGAAGGAAGAAUAUGAAGGAAAGAAGGUUGAGCUGGGGAAGACAGGGGCUGAAAUUCAGCAGAUGAUCCAGAAGAGACGACUGAAGAUUCAGGAGGUCAAACACUCAGUCGACCUCAGUGAGGAAGAUGCAGACAGAGAGAUAGCAGAAGGUGUUCAGGUCUUCACUUCUCUGAAGGAGUCUGUUGAGAGAGGCCUGAAUGAGCUCAUCAACACGAUCAAAGAGAAGCAGAAAACAAGAGAAACACAGGCCGAAGCUUUCAUCAAAGAGCUGGAACAGGAAAUCUCUGAGCUGAUGAAGAGAAGCACUGAGGUGGAGCAGGUGUUACGCACUGAAGACCACCUCCAUCUUCUCCAGAGUGUCCAGUCCCUAAACAUCCAACAACCUCCACCCACCAAGGACUGGAUAAAGGUCAGCGUCCAUCAAUCAUAUGAGGGGACUGUAGUGAAAGCUGUGACUCAGCUGGAGGAGACACUCAGUCAAGAGAUGAAGAAGCUGCUUGAAGCCGAGCUGAAGAGGGUCCAGCAGUAUGCAGUGGAUGUGACUCUUGAUCCUGAUACAGCACAUCCUAAUCUCAUCCUGUCUGAUGAUGGGAAACAAGUAUAUCGUGGUGGUGGAAAAAAGAAUCUUCCAGACAACCCAGAGAGAUUUUCCCUUAAUCGCUUUGUUUUAGGAAGGCAGAGUUUCUCUUCAGGCAGAUUUUACUUUGAGGUUCAAGUUAAAGGAAAGACUAAAUGGGAUUUAGGAGUGGCCAGAGAGUCGAUCGCCAGGAAGGCAAGCAUCCCACUGAAUCCACAAUAUGGUAACUGGACUAUAUGGUUGAGAAAUGGAUGUGAGUACAAAGCUCUUGAUGCCCCUCCAGUCCGUCUAUCUCUGAAGUCUCGGCCUCAGAAGGUGGGGGUGUUUGUGAAUUAUGAGGCGGGUCUGGUCUCCUUUUUUGACGUAGAUGCUGCAGAUCUUAUCUACUCCUUUACUGGCUGCUCCUUCACUGAGAAACUCUUCCCAUUUUUCAGUCCCUGUAAAAAAGAGGGUGGUGAAAACAGUGCACCUCUGAUCAUCUCUCCUGUCAAUUACAUUGAGUAGGCUAAUCACUGAAACACCAAAUAUGUCUGUCUGUCAUGUCUAUAUGUAUGCAAAAGAUACUGCAAAAAUAUCUUGAUUUAUUUGUAUUUGAUGUAGUCA
Sander lucioperca (pikeperch) is the source of this 1898-nucleotide messenger RNA. RefSeq names its product E3 ubiquitin-protein ligase TRIM21-like. The record is from RefSeq and is a predicted model, not a curated record. Gene Ontology annotation, molecular function: protein binding; zinc ion binding. Lineage: Eukaryota; Metazoa; Chordata; Actinopteri; Perciformes; Percidae. The coding region runs from base 150 to 1799 and encodes 549 amino acids. The transcript is spliced from 2 exons.